AUGGGUAGUCAAGAUAAAGAGCACAAGUAUAAAUCUAAUGUAGAAUUAGAAUUUUCUGAUAAUGUUUCAGAUGACGAUAUUAAUAUAGAUAAAGAAAAUAUAUGGGACACCGAUAUAAAUAUUAUAGAUGAUGAACUUAAUAUAAUAGAUAAUGAUGAUGUGUUAAAUCAGAACAACGCAAAUAAUAAGAAUACAGAUUAUCAAAAUGAUACAACUUUUAAAGUUCAACCUAAACAAACUGAAUGGUUUGAUGAAGAAGAAAUUUUUGAUUUACCAAAUAAUUUAGAAGAUAUUACGAGUAAAAAUAAUUCCAUCGAAAAUAAUGAAAUAAAUAAAUGUGAUUAUCAAAAUGAAUUUUAUCAACAAAAUAUUUUUGAUCAACAAAAUAUUUUUGAUCAACAAAAUAUUUCUGAACAACAAGAGUAUAUUAAAAUUCAUGAGGAUAAUAAAAACUUCCAUGAAUUUUCAGACGCAGAUAUUUUAUUUAAUAAUUUACCAACUGAUCAAGCAGUUGAGCAAAAUAAUGAACAUGUGCCCAUGUGUGAUAUAUCCAAACGUUCUGAUAGUCAAGUAAAUGAUCAAUUUAAUGUAAAUAAUGAGGAGGAUAAUAAACAUCUGAAUAUAUUAUUACAAAUUAAAAACAUAUUAAACAUUAAUGAAGAUAAAGACUUAAUACAAUAUAUCGAAAAAUUAAAUAAUAUGAAUACCAACUAUAUACAAAAUGUUAGUGAUGAUGAUUAUCAUAGAGAUAAUACUUUUAAUUUAAAGGAACGUUUAUUAAAUGAAGAAAAUGAACAAAAAGUUAAUGAAUUAAAAGAACGUGAAUUAUAUUAUUUAGAUACGAUUGAGAAAUUAAAAAAUGAAAUAAAAAUUAAAGAAGAAAUCGAAGAAAAUAAUGUACAUAAAUUAGAAAACAAAAUUCACGAAUAUGAAAUACAAAAUGAAGAACUAAAAAAUGAAAAGGAAAAACUGCAAAGUACUAUUAAUGAAUAUACUCAUAAUUUUAAUAAUUUAAAUGAUCACAACAAAAUUACUAAUAAAGAAUGUGAAGAACUUAAAAAUAAUUGUGAUGUAUUUAAACAAAAAUAUGAAAAAUUAAAAGAAGAACAAGAAAUCUAUAUAAAAAAAGAGGAAGAGUACAAAUCAUUAUUAGAUGAAUUGAAAAAUGAAAAUAAUGAAUGGAAAGAAAAAAAUCAAAAAAUGCAUGAAGAAAAUAUGAAAUCAUCUGAGGAAUUAAAAAAGUUUGAAGAAAUUAGAAAAGCUGAAGAUGUGAAAAAGAUAGAAGAAUUAGAAAAUAAAAUUAAUGAUCUUUUAAAUAUUAAUGAUGAUUAUAAAGUUAAAUUAAAUCAAUCUAAUGAUGUACUUCUUCAAUUUGAAAAAAAAUUAAAUAAUACUUUAAAUGAUAGUAAAAAGAAUGAACAUAUAUAUUCUAACAAAAUACAAACAUUAGAAAACACAAUUGUAAUGUUAGAAGAAGAAAUGAAUUGUAUCAAAAAAGAGAAUCAAGAAAUAAUAAAUAAUUAUAAUGAACUAGAAAAUGAUUACAACUUAUUAUUAAAUAAAAACAAACAAUUAAAUGAAGAAUAUGGAAACUUAAAAAUAUGUAAAGAACAAAAUGAACAGAAUAUACAAAACUUAAAAUCAAAUAUCCAAAUCAACGAACAAGAGUAUUACUUAAACAAUAAAAAAUUACAGGAGCAGAAUUUAAGGUUAGAAAAUUUAAUUAUUGAAAAUAAUAAGAAUAAUAAAAUGUUAGAAUUAUUAAAAAGUGAAAAAUUAAAAAUGGAAAGUGAAAAUGAUAUAUUAAAAAAAGAUUUAGCUAAUAUGGAAGAAGACUUAAAGAAGUUAGAAAAACAUAGUUAUGAUAUUUAUGAAAUUAAAAAUCAUUUAGAAGAAGUAGUAGAUAAAAAUAAAAAAUUAAUUGAAGAUGUAGAAUUAGAAAAGAAUGAAAAAGAACAUUUGAAAAAUCAAGUCAAAGCAUAUAAUAUUGAAAUGAAUAAUUCAUAUCUUGUUUUAAAGACAUAUAAAAUGAAAUGUUCGUUUUUCUUAAAUAUUAUAAAAAAUUAUGAAGAAAAUAUAAAUAUUUUAGAAAAUAAAUUAAAAAAAUAUGAAUACAAAAAUGAUAAAAUAAAUGAUUUGACAGAUAAUUUAUACUUAUAUACUAUGCAAAAUAAUAAAGAAAGAUAUUAUGAUGAGAAAAAUCAUUCAAAUAAUAGUUACAUUAUAAAAAGUUGUGAUAGUUCUAAGGAUAAACACUUUGAUGAACAAAAGGAAGAAGAAUAUGAUGGGGAAGAAAAGUAUGCAUACAAUAUUUUAUUAAAUAAUCAAUCAGAAUGUUUAAUAAAAGCGCAACUAUUAUUAAAAGAAGAAUUAGAUAAAGAAAUACAAAAAAAAGAUGAGAUUCUAAUUAAGCUACAAAAAUUAAUUUCUACUUUAAAAGAGAAAAAUCUUAUAAUAAAUGAAAAGAAUUAUAAAAUUAAAAAAUAUCAACUUAUCAAUGAAAACUUACAAGACUGUAUUGCAGGUUAUCAAAAAGAUAUACAAAUAUUGAAAGAAAAUAUACAUAAUUUAGAGAAACAAAUAGAAUUAAAACAGAUCAAAAAUUUGGUAUUACCUCCAAAAGUACAUGUACAUGUAUCCAAAUUAUCAUCAUUAGAAAAUAAUAUAAAAAAUGAACUCAAAGGUAUAAUAGGAAAUUCGUCCAACUUUUUAGAAAAUACAUUUAAAUAUAUAAAUGAAAAUCCUUUAAAAAAAAACUUACAAAAUAAAGCAUUCUUCUCAACAUCGGGAGAGAAGAAAAUUCAAGAUGAUAUCUCUAAACAAGUUGAUCUAAAUAAAGAAGAAGUUUCAAAUUGUGAUUCUGUUGUUGAUGUUACAGGAAUGGCCAAAAACUUUCUAUACAAUAAUAUGAACAUAUUACAGAAUUUUAAAUAUGAUGUGAAGGAUAAUGUGGUAUUAAAAAGUGAUGUAUUUAAUGAAAAUGGACAAGAAUAUGAUGGUGUAAAAUUAAAUGAUCCAUAUGUAACUGUAGAUAAUGAAAAGGAAAAUAACAUGUAUGAUGAAAAGGAAAAUAAAAUAUAUGAUGAAAAGGAAAAUAAAAUAUAUGAUGAAGAACAAAGUUUAUAUGAUAAUAAUGAUCCAUAUAUUUCUAUUAAUGAGGAGAAAGAAUAUAUUCAUUCUGAUAAUGUAUCAUAUGAAGAUAAUAUAAAAAAUGUGAAUAUUGUAUCAAAUGAGCAAAGCAAGAAUAUAAAUAUUUCUCAAAACGAUAAAGUAAGUGAAAAUAAAAAUAUAUAUUUUAAUCUUUUCUUUGGAAAAAAAAGCAAAAAUAAUAAUAAUAAUAGUAACAAUAAUAAUAGUAAUAAUAAUAAUAGUAAUUAUAAUAGUAACAAUUUGAAUGGUAAAAAUGAAUUAUUGACUUCGCAAAAUAGUACAAAUAGUUUAGUAAAAACCGAUUGUGAUAUUAAAAAUUUAUUCAAUAAAAAUAUGAAGAACGAAAAUAAAAAAGCAAAAGAAGAAAGCACUAAUUUCUUUAUGAAAAAUUUUUUUCCUACGAAUGAAAAUGAUACAUCAAAUAAUAAUAAACAAAAUAAUAAAAAUAAUACUGAAUCAGUUUUUCCAACUACUUAUCAAACUCCAUAUCAUUUUGAUAAACAACAUGAACAUAUGUAUGAUGAAUUAAAAGGUGAUAAAAAUGAGAAAAUAUUGAAAAAUGAAAAUUAUUGUGAUAAUAAUAUGAACACAUAUAAUGAUCUUACAUAUAAUAGUGAAUUAUACAUAUCUGAAGAAGAUACCAAUAAAUAUGAUGCAAAUAUAGAAGCACAAAAUGUUAUGGAUAAUUCAAAUAAUGAAGAGCAAAUUAAAAAAAAUAUAACACAUAAAAAUAGUGAACAAUAUCCACAACCUAAUUUAUCUGAUGAAGAUCCACCUAUUAGUGAUGUUUGGAAUGACAAAAUUGAUUUAGAUAAUUUUGAGUUAGAAAAUGUUUAA
Molecule: messenger RNA, 3987 nt
Organism: Plasmodium adleri (nom. inval.)
Lineage: Eukaryota; Apicomplexa; Aconoidasida; Haemosporida; Plasmodiidae
Product: rhoptry protein, putative
Exons: 2
Coding region: 1-3987 (1328 amino acids)
Source: RefSeq, a predicted model, not a curated record